AUAUAUAAUCGAUCUUAUUCAUUCAUUCUUAUAAAUUACUAGUAAUAUUUUAUUACAUACUACGUACGUUCUUGAAUUGCUUAGCAUAUUAUAUAUAGGCCCGGCCUCUUGUUAAUUACUUACUUAAUUAAUUAUUAGAGAGCAAACCAAGAUAAACAGCAGUAAAAUGAUACACAGGAAAACAAACAUGGAAAUCGUGUUAGGUAUUCUUGUAGCAUUAGGGAAUGCUGUCGUAAUAAUUUGUGGGGUCGUCGCAAUAAUCCAAAAGGAUCAGGUGGGGUCUGUGCUUCGGUCCACAGCAACAUCCGCUUCUCUGGUUGCCGCUAUUGCUUUUGUGUGUCUUGGAAUCUACGCUUGUUGCCAUCGAGAAUCCGACAGACCUGAAACAAAAUGGUCCGGACUGGCUCAGAUGUAUUGUUUACUCGCAUGCGCAUUUGGCAUCUUCGGGAGCAUUGCCCUUCUAGGAGUUUCACCUAAGAACCACAAUUACGGGGUAAUCGCUUGUGUAGGAUUGGCUUUCUGCUUCAACCUGAUAUUUUCCAUUUUAUACUUCAUCAACGCUCCGAAUUCUUCAUCAUCAUGAUUAUCAAAUUAAA
This is a messenger RNA of Cuscuta europaea, 596 nucleotides long. NCBI's taxonomy places the organism in Eukaryota, Viridiplantae, Streptophyta, Magnoliopsida, Solanales, Convolvulaceae. The record is from the annotation of a GenBank genome assembly.